AUGAUGGCGGCAGCGAUCGCAUACUGUGAUUCGCAAGGUAUUGCGGACUUCUUCGCAGCGGAGCCGGCUCCAGCGAACCUGCCCGCGGUUCGUGAAGCGGUCUCACAUCUCUUGAGCGAUCCUCGACUGCGGGCUCUCCCUCUAGCGAUCGUCACUUCCGGUGGCACAAACGUCCCAAUCGAGAAAAACACGAUUCGCUUCAUUUCAAAUUUUAGCACAGGGCGACGAGGCGCAGCCCUCUGCGAGCAAUUCCUGCUCAGCGGCUUUUUUGUCAUUUUCAUCUCUUCACCUAGCUCGGCUCAGCCUUUUGUUCGCCAUGUACUCCCCUCGCGGCCGAACCCUGCGCUCCUGGACAGCGUUCACUUUUGCCGAGCCAGGCAGGACAGCAGCUCUGGGGAGGCGCGGGUAGCGGUUGGCGGGGAGAGGUCGGGAAUCUCGGAAGGGAGCGCCAACGAGUGCGGCGGAGAAAAGCAAGCGACGAGACGCAAGUCCGUCGAUGGAGAAAAUCGAGGGACAGAAACUGGUUCUCCGCAACGGAAACGAAGGCGGGAGGAGUCCUCGUCCGCGGCGCCUCCCUCGGACCGGCUUACGCACAGUGGGAGCUCCGCUGAUUCGCACAGGUGCUCAAUCAUGUGUCCAGCGUUUGAUCAACAGGCAGAGGCAGCUGUUGAGGCGUACCGACAGUGUCGAGACCGCCUUCUGUGUCUCUCUUUCGAGACCGUGACGGACUAUCUCUUCUUGUUGCGCGACGUCCUCGAGCUAAGCAGUCCCCUUGGUGAUCGCCUAGUCGUAUGUGCGUGCGCCGCUGUUUCCGAUUUCUACAUUCCUUUUCGGCGCAUGGCCACGCACAAACUGGAGAGCCGUCUUCCCGGCUGCACAUCGGGAACGAGUGCGAGCACGGGCAUUAACGCAGGGCCUGCAGGCGCGUGCACGAAGGAAAAUGAGCUGGCAGAGGCACUCGAACCAAAACUGUCGGGAAGGAGUGAAGACGCAGCGUCGUUGGCUCAGCCCCAUGAGACAGACGCUCCGCAAGUGAGCAACCAGCAAGUCCUGCAGACUGAUUGCCCGGCCUCACCGAACGAGAAAGAAGAUGACGCCGGCUGCACACAGCCGAAAAGUGGGCAUCUGCCGUCAGCUAAUGGGCUGGAUGAGCGAUUCGAGAGUGCCACAAACGGUAACCUCGACUGCGGCGCUGCAGUUGACGUUAGUCGCGACGCAACGAGGGAGUCCCUGUCGCGAGAGAAGGACGCCGCCAGCGCAGGCGUCUGUGAACCAGACCUCACGCUUGACCUUCUGAAGGUGCCGAAGAUGCUAGGGAUGGUCAAAACUUUGCAACCGAAGUGUUUUUUUAUCUCGUUUAAGCUUGAGACGGACGCCGACUCACUUGGUAGCAAAGCUCGACGGUCUCUCAGCAGAUACAGCUGCAAUAUGGUAGUUGGAAAUCUCCUCCACUCCAGGCACCAGACUGUAUCAGUGUACACGAGUCCCGACGAAAGCGCACUGCCUCUGCGGAUUGUCGUCCUCGACAAGGAUCCACAAGGAAAUUUUCUACCUGACACGACUUUGGGCGCAGGCUCCAUUGAAGCGCAGCUGGUGCUGCUGGUGGACAAGCUACGCAAGGGCACAGGCGAAAAAGAAAGUACUCUCCAUCGCGAGAUCUGA
Molecule: messenger RNA, 1662 nt
Organism: Besnoitia besnoiti
Lineage: Eukaryota; Apicomplexa; Conoidasida; Eucoccidiorida; Sarcocystidae
Product: DNA /pantothenate metabolism flavoprotein
Exons: 3
Coding region: 1-1662 (553 amino acids)
Source: RefSeq, a predicted model, not a curated record